Molecule: messenger RNA, 2367 nt
Organism: Seriola aureovittata
Lineage: Eukaryota; Metazoa; Chordata; Actinopteri; Carangiformes; Carangidae
Gene: otx1
Product: orthodenticle homeobox 1
Exons: 4
Coding region: 490-1488 (332 amino acids)
Biological process (GO): regulation of transcription by RNA polymerase II; multicellular organism development
Cellular component (GO): nucleus
Molecular function (GO): RNA polymerase II cis-regulatory region sequence-specific DNA binding; DNA-binding transcription factor activity, RNA polymerase II-specific
Source: RefSeq, a predicted model, not a curated record
UUGGCUGCAGGAGGCGGAUCCGCAGGUGUCCUCCGCUCAUAGAGGCGCAGGGCGGAGAGAAGGUGAUCAAUCUCCAUCCGUCUCCAUUAGAAAUCACCUUAACACUCUGACAGACAACGACAAGCCCCCUGAAAGCAAAUGAGUUUGAUUUAUUUGGCUGUAAAAACACCCGGAACCGCAGCGAGGACGCGGUGACGCCCGUGUGCUGAUAACCUGCCCGCGCGUCUCUCCGUGAUGCUGCUCGGUUUGAACACUGUUGUUUGUUUUUGAGCAAGUCUGCAGCUGCUGCUCCACUUUUAUGCCCCGCAGACUUCCUCCUCCUACUGCUGGAUAAUUUUACUGCUGCUCGCCUCGCGUGGCCCGAGAGCUCCGGGAGAAGGGAAGGAGAAAAACAAGUGACUUGGAUCGGCCCCCUGUCCCGUCAAGCUGCAGCAUCGGGGGAAACCGAACCACUGGCCUGAGCUGGGUGGAGCAGUGACCGCCUGUAGCAUGAUGUCCUACCUCAAACAGCCCCCCUACGGCGUCAACGGCCUGGGGCUCAGCGGCGCUGCCAUGGACCUGCUGCACCCCUCAGUGGGCUACCCAGCGACUCCCAGGAAGCAGCGGCGGGAGCGGACAACCUUCACCCGCUCCCAGCUCGACGUCCUGGAGGCUCUGUUCGCCAAGACCCGGUACCCGGAUAUCUUCAUGCGGGAGGAGGUCGCGCUGAAAAUCAACCUGCCGGAGUCCAGAGUCCAGGUGUGGUUCAAGAACCGGAGGGCCAAGUGUCGCCAGCAGCAGCAGAGCGGCAGCAGUGCCAAAGCCAGGCCGCCCAAGAAGAAGUCUUCUCCGGCCCGGGAGAGCACCGGAUCCGAGAGCAGCGGCCAGUUCACGCCUCCCGCCGUCUCCAGCACCGGCUCGUCCUCCUCUUCGUCCUCCUCCACCAAUCACACAGGCCCGGCGGCGCUCAGCAGCACCUCUACCUCCAUCAGCACCGUCUCCUCCAUCUGGAGCCCCGCUAUCUCCCCCGGAAACGCUCCUGCUCCUGCCGUGGCCCCUCUUCCCGAGCCCGGACCCCCGUCUAAUGCGUCCUGUAUGCAGCGCUCAAUGUCGGGCUCCGCCGCCGCCGCCACCUCCUACCCCAUGUCCUACAACCAGACGCCGGGCUACGGGCAGGGCUACCCCGCCCCCUCCAGCUCUUACUUCAGCGGCGUGGACUGCGGAUCCUACCUGGCCCCCAUGCACUCCCACCACCACCCCCACCAGCUCAGCCCCAUGACAGCCUCCUCCAUGUCCGGCCACCCGCACCACCACAUCAGCCAGUCGUCGGGCCACCAUCACCAUCACCACCACCACCAGGCCUACGGCGGCUCCGGCCUGGCCUUCAACUCCUCCGACUGCCUGGAUUACAAAGAGCAGACUGCAGCCUCCUCGUGGAAGCUCAACUUUAACACCACAGACUGCUUGGACUACAAAGACCAGGCCUCCUGGAGGUUCCAAGUCUUGUGAUCAGGCUUUUCUUUUUCUUCUUCCCUCCCUGCUCGUCCGCUCCCUCUUCUUCUUUUUAUUCUCCAGAUUAGCGUAUUGCUUGUUUUUUUUUUUUUAAAGACAAAAAGAGUUUAUGAACCAUAAGAUAACAAGAUAGCAGCAGGAAUGCUCAGCAAUCGGACUUUGUUUUUCCUCCCUCUCGUCCUCCGCGUCUUUUUAUAAAAUUUAAAAUUUAAAAAAUAAAAAAAAAAAAGAGAAAAAAAAAGAGAACCAGCCCCUCAAGUCCUGUGAAGAGAAAAACGUCAGGAGCAGUUUCCUGAUGAUGAAGAAUGGGUUUUUAAGAAGCCCCCCCACCCUCCACCCCCCCACCCCCCCUCCCUCUUGGAUCAGCUUAACAAAACCAAACUGUUUUUCAAAACAACAGAAAAAAAAGUCAUUUGAACCAAACUCCUUUGACCACCAGCUCUCUGGCUCUCUGGAUGGGAGGAAUAUUUUCCCCUCUGGUGCACCGACAGGAACUGCCUGCAGUGCCCUCUUUACCUCCGACCCAAUCAAAUCCUGUAUAGUUUUUAUUUCUGAAAUUUGUUAUUUUAGGAUGACAGAGAUUUUUAGUCAGCUACGUUGAGGAGCUGAAAUAUGUAAAUAUGUAUUUGGGUCAGUUACAGUGACCAUGUUUAGUUGGUGUUUUUCCGAAUUUGAAAUUGUUUAUUACCACUUUGGGAGAAAAAAAACAAGAAAAAAAACUGUAUGUAAAUCUUUCCAAAUAUUCCAAAGAGAACAAAUUGGCCAUAAAGUUCAGCUUUUAUAUACGUUGUUUUACUCAGAAAAAAUAUGUUUUGGCAAUUUGAAAUGUCUUGGGAAAACUCUAAAUCUAAAAUAUAGAUGCAGAACUAUUCUGGG